UGCUGCGAUUGGAUGAGCCCACAAUGUGGGCGGAAUGAUCCUGGACGGUUGGACCUAUCAGCGACCUCCGUAGUUUUGAAUCCUGUGUGUGUCUGUCCCGGAGCUGUAGACAUUGCGGUGUAUAGGAGAGCGGCGGUGACAGCGGGACAUGCUGAGUAUAUCGCCCCCGGCGGCGGGGGGAGACAAGAAGCCGCCCCCGGAGGAUACCCCGGUGCUUUGCCUCACUCACUUCUCCCGGCCGCCGUUCGUCAGUUUCGGCUGUGUCCGGCCCGGUUCGGCCCGCAGUGCGGUUCUAUUAUUGAGGAAUCCCUCGGAGGACCCGGCCGUGGUCACCGUGCACAAGCUGCCCCAGCACCGAGGCUUCAGCGUGCCGGAGAGCGAGAUCCUAGUACCGCCUUAUGAAACUUUUCCGCUUACGAUCACAUGGACCCCACUAGAGGAAGGAGGGAUCCGAGAACUGCUGACGUUUCUUCUGAACGAUGUUGUGAAGCACCAGGCCGUUUUGUUGGGACGCGCCGAGCUUCCUGUGAAAAAAAAGAGAAGCAGAUGGAAUACUGUUAAAAAGAAAUAUUCUCCUGUGGGAUCCAAAGCUUCUUGUCUGAAGACCAAAGCUCCUUGUGCUCAUGAUGGAAAAAACAAAACCUUCAUCGUGCCGCAGAAGAGCGGUCUUGGGGCGGCGCAGAGGACAAGGAGCCCUCUGCAGUCCUGUGAGAAUCUGCGCACCGGCCCUUCUCCGGUCAGAGAGUCUAGACAAAGUUCAGAACAUAGACUUCCAGCCGGAUUGAUUAGUCCUCUUACCAACCAGCUCCAGGACUUUACUCCAGGGUCACUAAAGAGGUCAAAAACCUAUUCGGUCCUGUGUACGACUGAGUACAGCGAGACCAUUGAAGAAGUUACUACCACCACGUCUACUAUCCAUAGAGACGUGCUCAUCGAAGAAGAGUGGACUCAGAGCGAACAGAGAAUAAACAAAGUAUCAAUAUCCCCGAUUCACCCUGGGACUAUUCAUCACGGUCAUUUUAUUUGUACCCCUGGUAUAAUCCAUGAGCACACAGAUUACCCUACGGUGUCUCCUACAGAGUUCUGUAAGACUGAGGUGACAGUGAAACGUUCUCACACAUCUUCCUCCUUCCAUGAAUCUUCUCAUGAACUCCACAGAAGUGUCGUCUCCAGGAGCCAGAGUCCUCCUCUAGUCUCGGGGACGCCGCAAAGGAACAUUUUAAGUCCGGACUCGUUUGUCAAUAACAGCUAUGUGGUUUCGGAUGAGUAUCUGACAGCGGCGCCGCAUACCCCGAUCCUGUCACCGGAUCAGUUUGUAAAAGAAAACUUUCUUACGCCUCCAGCUCAGGCAGUAGCUUUUGAUGGGUUUAGCUUAAAUACACCUUGUAAGUCGUCUGUCAUCCAAGAAGAGGUGACGGUGACACGAACAUUAGAGGAUCUGGAGCCGCCUAGCGCCAGGUUAACUUUCUGUGUAAAAAAGCAAAAAGGAAAUGACAGAACUGUAUCCAAGCCGCCAAUAAUAACAUCCACCGUCACUAAGGUGAAGGCUCAGUCUCCACUCUCUGAAGACACAAGUGAUGUGAUAAACUCCAUAAAACCUCCCGUAAUAUCGGCCACUGUUACAAAAGUACGAGAUUGCAGCGGAAAACAGCCGAGACUUCAAUCUCUUCUAAAUGAUGAUGUGACCGACAUAAAGGAUCUUCCAGAAUUGCCCAUAAUAUCAGUAAAGGCUGAAGAGGACAUUGAAAACCAACCUAAACAUCUAGUGAUCAAUAAUGAAGCGGCCACCAAGGCUCCUGUAAAGCCACCUAUAGCCUCAGCCACUGUGGUGAAAGUCAAGGCAGCGGAUCGCUUGGAAACGCAGCAUAACCCCCAGCCAAAGUCCCGCCGAAGACUGAAGAACAUUGAAUCCGAUGGAGGUGUUGACUCUCAGGCCGUUCUUUUGCCAGAUUUGCCGGUGAUAAGCGUUUCAGACUCUACGGUUCUUAGUCUACAGAGUUCCACCAGCAGCUCAGAAUCCGCUGUGAAGGUAUCUAAGCCUUUGUCCAUCUGUGGCCGCAAGAGAAGAAGUGAGGAAAUCUCUAGAGAUGCUACAGCGAUGUCCAGUGACUCCAUACAGAAUGCUACCACCCUGGCCAAGAAGAUCUCCAAACCAACGCCCUCACAGCAUGUGAGCAAGCGGGUGCCGCAGAACAGAUCAGCCAACUCAUCACUGAAAAAAGCUGGAAACAGCCACAACAUCAAAUCUGAAGCUAUGAAAACAAAACCUAUUCUGGCAAAAACGCAUCCUAGAGAUAACACAGGACUACCACAGCUGCACUCCGCCGUCACUUUUAAGAAUUCCAAUAGAAUCAUUGCCGUCGCCCAGUCAAAGCUGACGUUUAUGAGGCCGCCCAAAACAGUUAUUCCUCGACACCCGAUGCCAUUUGCUGCCAAGAACAUGUUUUAUGACGAACGUUGGAUGGCGAAGCAGGAACGGGGCUUUACCUGGUGGCUGAACUUCAUUCUCACUCCGGAUGACUUUGCUGUGAAAACAGAUUCUAUGAAAGUUAAUGCAGCCGCAUUGAUCCUCGGUGCGGAGAACAAUCAUAAAGCCAGCGUGCCAAAGGCCCCGACCAAGGAAGAGGUGUCCCUUAAAGCCUACACGGCGCGCUGCAGGCUGAAUAAGUUGAGGAGAUCCGCCUGCCGCCUCUUUACCUCAGAACCUGUGGUGAGAGCGAUCCGGAGACUAGAGGUGGAGAUCGAGGCUCGGCGUCUUCUAGUGAGGAAAGACCGACAUCUGUGGAAGGACAUUGGCGAACGUCAGAAAAUCGUUAACUGGCUUCUCUCCUAUAAUCCGUUGUGGCUUCGUGUAGGACUUGAGACUAUAUACGGAGAGCUAAUUUCUUUGGAAAGUAACAGUGAUGUCACCGGCCUUGCCGUUUUCAUUUUGAAUCGCUUGCUUUGGAACCCGGACAUUGGAGCAGAAUACAGACACCCCUCCGUCCCGCACCUGUAUCGUGAUGGUCAUGAAGAGGCUCUAUCCAAGUUCACUUUGAAGAAGUUGUUGCUGUUGGUUUUCUUCCUUGACCAUGCCAAACAGUCCAGACUCAUCGAUCACGACCCCUGCUUGUUCUGUAAGGAUGCCGAAUUCAAGGCUAGUAAGGACCUACUGUUGGCUUUCUCUCGUGACUUCUUGAGCGGAGAAGGAGAUCUCUCGCGUCACCUCGGCUAUUUAGGUUUAGCGGUCGGCCACGUCCAGACUCCUCUAGAUGAAUUUGACUUUGCGGUGACAAACCUGGCUGUGGAUUUGCAGUGCGGCGUUCGUCUAGUGAGGACGAUGGAACUUCUCACUCAGAACUGGAGCUUAUCUAAGAAGCUGAGAGUCCCAGCAAUAAGCCGCCUGCAGAAAAUGCACAAUAUUGAAGUAGCUCUUAAUGUUUUGACACAAAGGGGAGUCGAGAUAAAAGAUGAACGUGGUGUCGGUGUCACUCCCAAGGACAUUGUGGACAGGCAUCGUGAACGUACCCUGGCAUUGCUGUGGCAUAUUGUAUUCACAUUUCAGGUGGACGUCUUGCUCAAUACUGAUCACUUGAAGGAGGAGAUAAAGUUUCUAAGACACACUUACAGUGUGCAGAAAAGGCUUGCCGCCCUCCGAGCUUUCUCUGCACCAACAAUAUCAAAGAAACGCGUCAGCGACACUUUCACACCUGACAACUACAGCGAACGAGUCCUGCUGCUUAUGGAAUGGGUUAAUGCUGUAUGUGCCUUCUAUAGCACAAAGAUUGAAAACUUCACUGUGUCCUUUUCUGAUGGCCGGAUAUUCUGUUACCUCCUCAAUCAUUACCACCCGAGUUACGUGCCAGCCGAUACUAUACGUGAGCGAACAACUCAGACCGUGGAGUGCAGUAGAACUGGAACCAUAGGUCUGAAUUCUUCCUCGGACUCCGACAGCUCUUUGGAUAUGUUGCCAGCAAUGUAUGAUCAAGGUUCUGCAUCGUCUUCAGCUUUGUUUGAGGAGCUGCUAAAGAAUGAGAAGGCAAACUUCAGUCUGGUGCAGAAUGCUGUAUCCGACCUUGGAGGAAUCCCUGCGAUGAUCCAUCACUCUGACAUGUCUAAUACUAUACCAGAUGAAAAGGUUGUGAUCAUCUACCUUUCAUUUCUUUGUGCUCGGCUUCUGGAUAUUCGCAAGGAAGCUCGGGCAGCCAGAGUCAUACAGGCAGCUUGGAGAAAACACAGACUGGCAGCAGAAGAACAGCUGCUACAGAAAAAGCACAAUGCAGCCUGUGUGGUCCAGCGUGUGGUGCGCAGCUUCCUGUCACGACGUCGGGUUCUGAAGAGAACAACCUCUGCCGUCCUUAUCCAAAAGUGCUGGAGAAGAUACCAGGCCUAUAAGGAGUUGGUGAAAUUAAGAACUUUAAGACGAAAAGAAAUAGAGACUUGUGCUGCUGUAGUUAUUCAGAAACGCUGGAGAGGUUUUGCUGCUCUAAAAUACUUCAGAUCCCUUAAGGCACACGUAGUCCUCAUGCAAGCAAGAGUCCGAGCGAAGAUUGCUGUGGCUUCAUACCAAAGGACGCUGCAUGCUGUGAGGGUCAUUCAAGAUCAUGUUCGCUCUUGGCUAUUGGCUACAAAGGAGUGUAACCAUUAUUGUCGCCUAAAAGCUGCUACUGCCGUUAUCCAGUCUGCUUAUAGGAGGUGGAAAUGUGACAAGAUGAAAAGGGAGAAUAAAGCUGCAUUGGUGCUUCAGAAAGCCUACAGGAGAUGGCGGGAGCGCAAGCUGGAAGCCAAGACAGAUGCUGCCAUUAUAAUUCAGUCACAGUACCGUAUGUUUAGUCAACGGCACAAAUACCUGACCUUGCGGGCUGCCGCCCUAAGGAUACAAUCACUGUUUAAAAUGAAGCAAGAACGGAAUCGUUAUAUUGUCCUGAAGCAGAAGGUUUUAAUUUUACAAAGACUAGUUCGAGCAAACCGCUUAAUGCUUGAAGAGAGAAAAUCGUUCUGCAGGAAAAAGGCCGCCUGUGUUAGAAUACAAUCCGUCAUAAGAGGAUACCUGGUGAGAGAGAGAAUGAAGGUGUGCAAUGAAGCUGCAACAACAUUGCAGGCGUACUACAGGAUGCACAAGGCAAGAAAGGAGUAUCUCGCAACUUACAGAGCUGCCGUGGUCCUACAGAGGAGAUUUCAGGCUCACAAUGACCGUGUGCAUCAUAGGAAAACUUUCUUGCUAAUUAGACAGUCUGCAGUUCAGAUACAAGCAAUCUACCGGGGGUACAUAGUGCGUAAAAGAUUGGGAAUUCAGCACGCCGCUGCGAUGACCAUACAAGCAAACUACCGACGUUGUAGAGCAAGGAAGCAUUAUCUGAACAUGCGGCAAUCUGCGCUUACUAUUCAGAGUUGGUACAGAGGUCAAAAACAAAAAAAGAAAGAUAUGCAACAUUUCCUAAAAUCUAAGAAGGCCAUUGUGGUUAUACAAAGCUCAUACCGGGGCUUUAAAGUGAGGAGGCAACUUCGCAAGCAGAAUGCUGCCACCAUUGUCAUCCAGUCUGCGGUCAGACGGUACCUUGCUCAGAAGGGGUUUGAAAAGAUCAAGAAGGCGACCUUAACGAUCCAGCGGCGCUAUCGGGCUGUACUGACUGGUAGAAAGGAAAGGCAAAAAUACCUUCAGCUAUGUCUGAUGGUAACAAAGAUACAAGCCAUCUGGAGGGGCAGAAAAGAUAGACUAGAGAUUCUGAGGUUGCACAAAGCAGCAAGUCUUAUGCAAUCCUAUUACAGAAUGCAUGUCUGCCAAACCAAGUAUAAGACCCUAAAGCAGGCUACUGAGCUCAUUCAGAUGCGCUACAGGGCUUACCUUUCACAGAAGUGUCAGCGAUCCCAGUAUUUGAGGACAAAAGCAGCCAUUACAGUCCUUCAAGCUGCCUAUAGGGGGUGGAAGACCAGGAAGAGUAUUUUAGAUCUUCACAAAGCAGCCUGCACUAUUCAGGGAUACUACCGCUCCUACAGAAUAAAAAAACAAUAUCACAAAUGGAGGAUGGGCACAACCACAAUACAGAGGUGGUACCGCACAGCCAUAGCUGCUCGGAGGCAAAGAACAGAAUAUGUUCAGCUCCGGAGGACGGUGAUCAAACUUCAGUCUGUCUACAGAGGGAGGAAAACAAGACAAAGAGUAAUGCAGAUGCAAAAGUCUGUAACUUUGAUCCUGUCCAUCUAUAGGAUGCACAAACAGAGAGUAGAGUACCUGAAAAUAAGGCAGUCGGCUGUUGUGAUCCAGCAGCGAUACAGAACAGUACUGCAAGGCAGGAAAGUGCAAGAUGAAUAUGUGAACCUAAAGAAAGCUGCGUACACUGUGCAGGCGGCCUGGAGAGGAAGAAGUGCCAGGAAGCGGAUCGGUCGCAUGCAUGUGGCUGCAGCUGUGAUCCAGUCGCAAUAUCUAAUGUUCAAACAACGAUGUUACUUUAACAAGUUAAGACGGGUCACUAUAGCUGUUCAACGUCGCUACCGCGCCUGUCAGGAGAAGAAUAAACAGAGGAUACUGUACUGCAACAUUAGACGUGCUGCUUUAUGCAUCCAGUCAUCUUACCGGACAAUGCAGCUGCGGCAUCAAUUCCAAGCUAAACGCUGUGCAGCCAGGAUCAUCCAGUGGGCUGUCAGGUCACUUAUAGAAAGACGCCGUUUUCUAGCGCUGCAAAGGGCAGCUGUAAUUGUUCAGAGAAGAGUUAGGUUAAAAAGACUUGGCGAUCAUCAUAGACAAGAGUUCAUAAAGUUAAAAAGGGCCGUUCUGGUUUUGCAAGCUGCGUACAGGGGUUUCAGAGAGAGGAAGAAGCUGCAGCAUAUGCACUCGGCCGCCAUAGUCGUCCAAGCCCUCUUUAGGAUGCAUAGGACUAAAAAGUAUUAUAGGAAUCUAAAAUGUGCAUCAAUCACAAUACAGAGUCAUUACAGGUCAUAUAGAUCUGCUUUACAUACUAGAGAAGAAUUCUUAGAGUUACGAGAAUCUGCAAUAAAACUUCAGGCUGCUUAUCGGGGUGCGAAGACGAGACAAGCAAUAACUAAAAUGCACAAAGCUGCUUCCAAAAUCCAGACAGCAUACAGGAUGUAUAGAAGCAAACAGAAUUAUGAACAGACUCAAUGGGCUGUACGGGUGGUGCAGCAGAGAUACCGGGCAAAGAAGAUGAGGGACUUUGAAGUUUUGCGCUACUCUUUCAUUAGAGAUGCCACCAUCUGUAUCCAGGCCGGUUGUAGAGGUUGGCUCGUCAGAAAAGAACUCAGAAACCAGAAAAGAGCAGCUAUGAUCAUCCAGAGACAAUUCAGGAUGUACGUUGAACGUAGUCUGUACCUGGAAUUAAAGGAAACAACCAUUCGCAUUCAGAGACUUUAUAGAGCAACUGUUGCUACACGCAGACAUUACCGGAACUAUCGGUCAAUGCGAAAAGCAGCAUCUCAUAUUCAGGCUUAUUAUAGAGGAUAUAAAAUAAGAAAAGAGCUUGGUCAUAAACACAAAAUGGCAGCAAAAAUACAAGCUUAUUUCAGGAUGCACAGAAGUCUGGUUGUGUAUAGGGCUCAGCGUGAGGCAGCCUGCAAGAUCCAGAUGUGGUACCGCUCAGUCAUCGAAUGUCGCCGGGUACAAGGGCAGUUUCUAAAGAUGCGUAGCUCAGCUGUCACAAUUCAAGCAGGAUUUAGGGGAGUGAGAGUUCGCAGAAAUAUUAAUGCAAUGAAUAAAGCUGCCACUGUCAUCCAGUCUGGUUUCCGCAUGUACGUUUAUCACGCAUACUACAAAAGUCUGAUAAAAGCCACCAGAACUAUACAGCAACGAUACAGGGAGAAGAAGUCAAGGGACCGAGAUUUGCAUUUCUACCAAACCACAAGAAGAUCUGCAGUAUUGCUUCAAGCAGCCUUUAGGGGAGCAAAAGUGAGAAGACAGAUAAAAUGCAUGCACCAUUCGGCCACAAGCGUCCAGAAGUGUGUUAAAGCCUAUCUGCAAAGAAAGGAAUAUAGAAAACUGAGGGCUGCGACAGUGAGUCUCCAGAGACGAUAUAGAGCGUUGAUUCUCGGCAGAUCUGAACGUGGGGAUUUUCUUAAACUUCGGAAGUCUGCAGUUUGCAUCCAGUCCGCAUGGAGAGCACAUAAAGCCAGGGAGAGAGUGGAGCGGAAAAAACAAGCAGCGGUAGCGAUCCAGUCCUAUCAUCGUAUGUACAGACAAAGGAAAUCCUAUAUCACCUUGCAACAAGCAGCAAGGAGAAUUCAGUCACGAUUUAGAGCAAACUUGUUAAGAGAUGAAGCUGUCCAGCAGUUCACGAAACUAAGGAACGCAACAAGGUGCAUACAAUCUGCAUUCCGUGCCAUGAAAAGGAAAAAAGAAUUGAGGCAGACGGAAGCUGCUCUGGUAAUACAGGCCACUUUCAAGAUGUAUCGGAAAAGAAAAACCUUCUUACAGAUGAAGUCUGCAGCGGUGGCCAUCCAAGCCGCCUUCAGAGCCUAUCUGGUCAGGAAAAGGCUCAAAGUAAUGGAGGCAUCUGCUCGCUGUAUACAGAACUGGUUCAGAAGAUGUCUCCAAGGUCGUGUGCAGAGAACGCGGUAUCUAUCGUUGAGGACCUCCGCUAUAGUAAUCCAGUCAGCGUUCAGGGGGUUGCAGGCACGAAGGAUUGUGCGCCAAGAAAAAGCUGCAAGAAAAAUACAGGCUCACCUACGUAUGGUUGUGUGUCGGAGGAGGUUUGUGCUGCUCAGAAGAUCGGCUGUGACGUUGCAGGCCCUCUACAGGAUGCACAGAGAGAUGACGCUAUAUCAUGAGGAGAGAACCUCGGCUAUCCUCCUCCAGCAGCGAUACAGAUCCCUUAUUCUUAUGAGGCAGCAGAGGAUGGCUUACCUGGAGUUCAGGAGAAGAGUGAUCUGUCUGCAGGCAGCAGUACGAAGAUAUUGUGCUCAGAGGAGGUUUAUGAAGGCUCGGUGUGCUGCCGUAAUAAUUCAGACCCAUUGGCGCAGAUAUGUUCAAAGACAGACUUUCUUCCAGUAUAAACAGGCUGCAUUAAUCCUACAACAGAGAUACAGAGCGCGCUGUUUGCAGAUGCUCCAUCGGCACUACUACAUAAGGCUCCGAGCGGCGGCCAUUGUUCUGCAGGCUGCCUACAGAGGGUCACAAACCAGGACGUUAUUAAGGAAAGAGAAAGCUGCUUGUGUCAUCCAGAGGUAUUAUAGAUCCUGGACUGUCCGUAGGAACUACAUCACCCUCCUCAGGACUGUGGAGAAUCUUCAAAGACGUGUGAGAGCCAACCAGGAAAGGGCAAGGUUUAUAAGAACCCGAAAGGCUUCUGUGUGCAUCCAGAGGAGAUGGCGGGAGACCCUUUGGUCAAGGACUAUCCGCAAAGACUUUAUGCAAAAACAAGAAGCUGCAAAAAGACUCCAGUCUGUGUACAGAGGAAAUGUUGUCAGAAGAGAGAUUCACAAGAUGCAGCGUGCGGCCUGCGUCAUACAAGCAGCGUUCAGAGGCUUUUGGCAUCGGCGGCGCUACCUCAGGCUGAAAGCUGCAGCGGUGACACUCCAGCAGCGCUUCAGGGCUCUGCAACAAGGAAGACGUGAGCAGCUACAAUACAUACAAGGGAAGAAUUCCGUCAUCAGAAUACAAGCCUGUGCCCGGGGCUGGCUGCUCAGAAGACAGGUUGCACGUCUGACUCGAGAGAGGCAACUGGUGAAGUUCACUUCUUCUGUCCAUCACCAUCUAUGUGCUGUGCGGAUCCAGAGAUUUUUCCGCAAACACCUGAUUCUCAGAAAGGCGCAGACACAAAUUGCCUAUGUCCUUUACAUUCAGAGAUGGUAUCGAUCAAGAAUACAGCAAAGAAACUUCCAUGUGAUGCGGCAGAAGACUAUCACCUUGCAGCGCGCAGUACGAGCGUGGUUACAUCGCAGACAUGAAGCCGCCUCUAAAAUCCAGAGAAGUGUCAGGGUUUUCCUUCAACGUAGGAAACAUGCUAAAGUGAUGAGCGGAAUCGUAAAAUUCCAGGCUCUCUGGAGAGGUCACCAGUGGAGGAAACGUUCCGAUACCAAAGCAGUGAAAAAGUUGCGCACGAGUCUAAGAAAAGUAAACGAACAAAUCAAAGAUGAAGAUCGUCUAUGUAACAGGACGAUGGUGGCGCUGAAUUACCUGCUGACCUACAAACAUCUCUCCUAUAUCCUGGCCGCUCUGCAGCAUCUUGAAGUUGCCACCAGACUCUCUUCUGUUUGCUGUGAGAACAUGGCGCAGAGCGGAGCCAUAAAGACCAUAUUUACCCUGAUUCGAAGCUGCAACCGAAGCCUUCCCUGCAUGGAAGUGAUCAAGCUGGCUAUCCAAGUGCUGCUCAAUCUUACAAAGUAUGAAAAGACGGCAUCUGCGGUUUACGAGGUGGAGAAUUCCGUGGACGUUCUCCUCGACUUGAUGCAGAUCUACAGGGAGAAAGCUGGAGACAAAGUGUCCGAUAAAGGGGGCAGCAUUUUUACAAAGACCUGUUGCCUCCUGGCGAUCUUCGCCCUGAACUCCCAAAGAGCUCGGGAAAUCCGUGCCAUACCUAAAGCUGUAGACCGUAUCGGCAGCAUUUACAAACUGACCGCACGAAAGCACAAGAUGGACACCGCGAGAAAUAUCCGGCAACAGCUGAACAAUUCACAAAAUCUUGGGAACUUCUCCUUCCAGGCAACGCCAGUGCGCACGAGAAUUGUUUCGAGAAUAAAGCCUGACUGGGUGCUAAGAAAAGACAACAUGCGGGAAGUGAUCGACCCCUUGAAAGCCAUUCAGAUGGUGAUGGUGACCUUCGGCAUGCCCAUAUGAGUCUGAUGACCAAAUUCUGGAUUUUUUUUUUUCUUUUUUAAAGAUUGUAAAUUUGGAUAUUUUUACUUUUUAAUGUAAAGCACUUUUUUUUCCUUUUCCUUUCAAUAUUUGUAUAUUGGAGCUGAGCCUCUUUUAUCAUCGCAGUGUUAUGCUGCUAAUCAUAGCUGUAAAAAAUUUUUUUUUUUGGAACGCCGCUGUAUUAUAUGUUCCUGUUGUAAAUAGCCUUUUGUACAGCUAAAAAAAAAAUUAAAAAUACAGUGCUUAAUAUCUCCAAAUAUGUUAGUAAUAGUUAGGAAAUAUAAUCUGUGUUAGUUUAGAAAAUAUGGUUUGAUGACAAGUACUCUUUAACAUUGUAUCAUUGAACUCAUGGGAUUCCUAUACACAGCCAUGUUUGCAGGGGUUUCACUGUGUUACAUUCUCAGGCAGUGCCCAGUAGUGUCAGGGACUUCCAUAAUAGGAGCAAAUCCCCAUUGCAAACCUCUCCUGCUCUGGACAGUUCCUGACAUGGACAGAGUUGUCAGACUGAAAAGAACUACACAACUUCCUCUGGAGCAUACAGCAGCUGAUAAGUACUGGAAGGAUUAAGAUUAUUAAUUAGAAGUAGUUUUCAAAUCUGUAACUUUACGGCAACAGUUAAUUUGAAUUUUAUUUGCACAAUAGGUGAACAGUCUCAAUGUUUUGAAAAAUAUAUAAUUUCUUUCAAGAACACAACUUAAAUGUAAUCUGGCAUGUUAGCUUUUGCAAUGGUUGUGAUCUAUUAGCAACUUUUAAAAAUUGGCACAUUUUUUUCCAGCAAAUCCACAUUUUUGCACAUUCUAAGCUAUUUUGCUGUUUACGAAGAACGUGCACCUCUUAGAUAAUUGUGGGGGACAUACACAUGGCGUACGCCCUGCCAAAAGGGGGUAAAAUGACAAUAAUAAUUCUGCUCAAGGUCUAUUAAAGUUCUUUACCCCAGGAUGGACCUAGUUCAUGUGAUUUUAAAGAGGAAGUGUCUGUUCUGACACGUCUUAGCUUAGAUCAUCUUUUGUUAGAACUCUACACAGCACUGUUCCUGUGUUUGUGCUUCCUGAAAAUGGAAACACAGACUUAAAGGGGUACUCCACUGGAAAACAUUUUUUUUUAAAUCAAC
Hyla sarda is the source of this 11894-nucleotide messenger RNA. It is a transcript of the gene ASPM, whose product is annotated as assembly factor for spindle microtubules. Bases 149 to 10765 code for a protein of 3538 amino acids. Lineage: Eukaryota; Metazoa; Chordata; Amphibia; Anura; Hylidae. Gene Ontology annotation, cellular component: spindle pole. The transcript has 30 exons. Gene Ontology annotation, molecular function: protein binding. The record is from RefSeq and is a predicted model, not a curated record. Gene Ontology annotation, biological process: spindle organization; mitotic cell cycle; establishment of meiotic spindle localization.